AGGAUGAGAAGUGAAGCCAAAUGGGAAUCCGCAAGAACCCAAGCGUCUGCGCAUGCGUACUCAAUUUCAAAUACUACUGAAAUGCUCGGUAAAAAAAAAACAAAAACAACUCAUUUACUCUGGAAAUUCAAUAAGAGAGAACAAAUUCAUUCAGAGGAGGGAACCUGGUUUGCGUAUUUAGUUUAAAGAUAGCUCUGACCUACUUGUGGAUGUUGACGGUGGUUCAGACGAACCCGGCAGGAGCAGGGAGGGAGUCCUCUCGGCCCGGUGAUGACCCACAUCAGCAGCUCCAGCUUCUUCCAGAAGUUUCCCCGCAGGGUUUCCAGUGCGGCUCCCACGCUCAGACGCCCUCAGACGAACACGUUGCUUCACGCUGCGCCGCUACACUGAAGGGACAUUUUUUUUUAUUUCCUCUUCUCGUCUUGGUGCAGAGCAUAAAGUUGUCCACGGACUGUGACAGCUGAGGACGGACAACCUUGACAGCUAGCUAACCCGGCCGGCUAGUGUCCACAGCGGUGACAGCUGCGGCGGCGGCGGCGGCGGCGGCGGGGACCGUUAACCUGAACCGCAGCGGACGCAGUACAUGCUGGAUGCGUUGCUGAACAGAACCCGAAGCCGCUGACAAUGUUUUUAUGAAGUGGGGGGAGAACUGACCGGUCAUUGUAAUGGGUAAAGAUUACUACAAAGUGCUGGGUAUAGCUAAAGGUGCCUCCGAGGAGGAGAUAAAGAAGGCGUACAGAAAGCAGGCCCUGCGCUAUCACCCGGACAAGAACAAGGCUGCCGGAGCGGAAGACAAAUUCAAGGAGAUCGCUGAAGCCUACGAUGUCCUCAGCGAUGCCAAGAAGAAGGACAUCUACGAUCGCUUUGGUGAAGAAGGAUUAAAGGGUUCAUCUGAUGGAGGAGGUGGAGGACACAGCGGUACAAGCUACAACUACACCUUCCACGGGGACCCCCACGCAAUGUUUGCGGAGUUCUUCGGUGGCCGCAGCCCAUUCGAUCAUUUCUUCACGCAGAAUGGGGAGGACGAUAUGGAUAUCAACGACCCAUUCACAGCGUUUGGUAUGGGAGGAAUGGGUGGCAUGGGUGGGUUUCACAGGUCCUUUAAGUCCCACCCAGGAGGCCCUCAUAGAGCACACGAGAAAAAGAAGGACCCACCUGUGGUGCACGAGCUGAAGGUGAGCCUGGAAGAGGUCUUCUCAGGCUGCACAAAAAAGAUGAAGAUCUCUCGCAAGAGACUGAAUCCCGACGGCUACACCAUGCGCAGCGAAGACAAGAUUUUAACAGUCGACAUCAAACGUGGCUGGAAGGAGGGGACUAAGAUCACCUUUCCCAGGGAGGGUGAUGAAACUCCCACCAACAUUCCUGCAGAUGUGGUGUUUGUGGUCAAGGACAAACCACACCCGCUUUUCAGAAGAGAGGGUUCCGAUAUAGUGUAUCCAGCAAAAAUAUCACUUAGAGAGGCGUUGUGUGGAUGCACAGUCAGUGCUCCCACGCUGGACGGCCGGACCAUCACUGUGACCUCCAGAGACGUUGUCAAACCUGGAAUGAAAAAGCGCAUUACUGGAGAAGGGCUGCCGCUGUCCAAGUUCCCUGAGAAGAGAGGUGACAUGAUUUUGGACUUCACUGUUAAAUUUCCUGACAAACUGGGCCAAAGCACACGCGAUGCACUCAAGCAGAUUCUUCCCCCGUGACUCCAAAGGACUGAAGUUUGCCUCAAAGCCUGACCAGUUAACAUUUCCAGUGACGCUCUUCUUUGUGCCGUCACAUUUUGGCCUGGACAAUAAGGGGCACAUAUGGUUCCAGCUGAGUGUAAGUUUCAUGUCUGACCACAAAAACCAUAUACUUACCCAGUAUCCAGUCAGUUUAAUGAGUGUCCAGGAAAAGUUUGCUGUGUUCAAAGAACGCAGUCAAACCACAGAAACAAAGGGGUUCAUAAAAGUUCAUUGAAUUGCACCACUUGGAAAUUAAAUUAGGUAACUGAGGAUUCGGAUUCACCGCAGACUUUUGUGAGUGUGCUUUAAGGUAACACGCAGCCAGCUGCUUAACUAUACCUCAGGAGGACUGACGCAUGCUAGAAUGUAGCCAGAACUACGAUACUCAACAGGACAUGGUGUUGGUUGGCGUUAGAUUAAAUCGAGGCUUAAAAAUACUGUGUGGAUCCUAAGUAUCGGCACCAAUACUGACCUUUAUUAAGAUUAUCAGCAUUAAAUAGAGUUUUCAUUUUCAGUGUUGUACAUUUACACUCAUUUUUUUGUGUCUCAUAUUCCUGGAAAAAAAAAACUUAGUGUUCUGAAGGCUGAAAAUAGUGCCGAUGUAUGGACAUCUCCUGUUAUGAUUAGAAGUGAAGAUUCAGUGAUGUACGGCUACAUAUGAAUGAUCCCAGAUAGUUCCAUGCUGCAAGAUCCAUUCAUACAUGAAAUUGUUGAGACUGGUUGAGAGGUGGUACAUAGAUUAUAAAUGCAGGAAACAGAAAGCACUUCUAUCAGAUUGUUACUCUGCACUGGCAGAAACUGGACUGACGGAUCUGUAGUUUUAAAUAUUGCACAUGUUGCAAAAUGUUUACGACAAGAGUGCACACAUAUUUAAAAUAUUUAUAGGAAGAAUUCAUGUGCCAAACUAUUGUCCCUGUGUAAUUAUAAUAUGUAUGUAUGUGUCUCGAAGUAUGUCGAAGGCACGUGUGUAACCUGUCGUGUGAUCGACUGAAAUCUUAGACUUAAUUUCUACCCUGUUAAGAUGAACAAAGCAUUAAUGAUAUUUUAUAAGAAUAUCAUAUGUAUUUAUGUUUUAGUUGCUCCUCAUCUGUUAUAACUCUGUCUGUUUGACUUCUUAUUGAAUCAAAAGCCAGUGUGUUUGUUGUUUUUGUUUAGCAAGCAUAAAAGAAACCUGAUGCAUCAGGUUAAAUCUUACAGACGAGGUUGUGAAAAAAAAAGGUUUAAGCCCCGGAUUUAAAGGCCUGCAGAAUCACAUUUGGUUUGAUCAUUCUGUCUUAUAAUACCAUGACUUCUCUUAUACCUCACAGCAUUCACUCCAAAAUACAAAUGUAUCUGGACGUAUGUGUUUUUACAGUACAGCAGCAAUCUGUGGUGAUGAUGGAGGUGAGUAAAUCAGUUGAUUAAUUUUGCACUUUCAAAAUAAUUUUAGUGUAGAUGUGACUGUCAUAGGAGGAAAAAAACUCCACGACAGUCGUUAUUUGCCGCUUCAUGUAGCCUCAGCUGAGGUUUUAAGUUUCUGGCACAAACAUGUGGUUUAACAUGAAUGUAGAGAUGUGUAAUCUCUGUAAUUUUUUAUUUUAAUUAUUUUUUUGUUUCCCUAAAGGGUGUUUGCUUUUUUUUUUUCCUUUCUAAGGGAAAAAUGUAAAAAGCGGUGUUUUCUUUACCUCUUGUUUAUGUUUUGAAAUUCCUCAGGUUGGGAUCCAAAAUGCUUUGACUUUUAACAACAAAGCUUUUAUGAGUAGAUAGUAGCAUGGAAAUUUUUAAUAGUCCUUUCCUAUGCUGUGAUGAUUUGCAUUUCCACAUUAAAGAGACUGGCAAACAAAACAAAAAAAAAA
Stegastes partitus (bicolor damselfish) is the source of this 3547-nucleotide messenger RNA. RefSeq names its product DnaJ heat shock protein family (Hsp40) member B1a (gene dnajb1a). Gene Ontology annotation, biological process: negative regulation of transcription by RNA polymerase II. Bases 666 to 1691 code for a protein of 341 amino acids. The transcript is spliced from 3 exons. Gene Ontology annotation, molecular function: Hsp70 protein binding; transcription corepressor activity. Gene Ontology annotation, cellular component: cytosol. NCBI's taxonomy places the organism in Eukaryota, Metazoa, Chordata, Actinopteri, Pomacentridae. The record is from RefSeq and is a predicted model, not a curated record.